ACCCCCUUCGACAAGGAAGGUUUAUAUUUAAAUACUAGAACAUUUCUGUUCAUACCACAUUCGAUCGAUGCAGAUUGUUGACGAUAUGUAGUUGAGGAGUUGGGGGAUGACUUGUUAACAUACAUAUUGGUGAAACAGUUAAUCAUCAUGUCGCUUAUCAAUCAUGUACGUGUACCCACCCUGAAGGAUAUGGAAAGUGGAAUCCUUGAGACAAAACAUAAUGUUGCUUUGUUCAAUGCUUAUCUUCUUAGUUUGAUCGAAAGGGCAGAAUUCGGAGAUGGCUUGGACAGACAACAAGAGUUUGACAGAGUUAAUAUUAACAAACUGAUAGAAAAGGUCUCAGGACUUGUAUUGGAGUCGGAUCGACUGAAAUUAAACUUGCAGAAAUUCAACGACAUCUGUAAGGAAGAUUCAAAACAAGGUGAAAGAAUUAGCAAACCUAUCCAGGAAGUAGGAUCACCGACCCAGAGGGAUAGCGCAGAGAUGGUCACAAAAAGAGGAAAACAGACGUCAAAACAUCCAUCAUCGAAGACGGACAGUGGUAUCAGCAUGGACGACAGACUGUCCAGACCAGAUUCAGCUGCUUCUAACCAGUCUUUACCCCCCACAGCAGAAGCCUGUGAAACAGAUGAUUAUGAUAAGGAUCCUCUAGAUCCCAGACUAUCAAUACGUACAGAGAAUCUUUUAACCACCCAAGCAGAAACUGCUUCUAGUCGGCGUGUCGGCAGAACUCAUGGCCAGAGAGAGACACAUAAGCCAACGAAAAAGGCUUCAACAUUAUAAUGCAGAAAACCUAUUCUCUAUUGUUGGUAAAUAUUUUAAGCGUAAUUUUCGUAGCGAGAACUUUUGUAAUAUUCCCGCCAUAUUUCUCAACGGUGGAAAGGUGAACAUUCCGUGUUUGUUUCCUACGCAUGAUUACUUACCUCCAAUAAUAAUGAUAUUAUAGGCCAGUAAUUGGAUGAAAAUAAGGAUAUCCAAUCAUGGAAAAGUAAUCAAGGGUGCUACUCAAAUUUGAUACUGUCGAUGAAAAGUUCAUUUAUUUCAAUAUUAUAUCAUUUAACAUGGGUUUCAACAUAAAAAAUAUUGACCAAUUCUGUUUGAUUAUUGAUUGUUGAAUUACAACAUUUGUUUCAUCAGAAUGAUAACAAUUUCUACAUGCUAAUGAGUUACACUCGUUGAAUACUUGUUGGGCUGUUUAAAAGUUGUGUAUAUUUUCAUAAAUAUUACGACUUAGUUAUUACAUUUGUAAAUAUAAUUGUUUUAUUAUCUGUAAAAAAAAAAAAAAAAAUGCAAUGUGAUAUAAUGUAAUGUGCAAUAAAUUUUCGUUAAGAUUCA
Ostrea edulis (European flat oyster) is the source of this 1335-nucleotide messenger RNA. RefSeq lists its product as uncharacterized. Lineage: Eukaryota; Metazoa; Mollusca; Bivalvia; Ostreida; Ostreidae. Bases 148 to 783 code for a protein of 211 amino acids. The transcript is spliced from 6 exons. The record is from RefSeq and is a predicted model, not a curated record.